Spodoptera exigua (beet armyworm) is the source of this 1986-nucleotide messenger RNA. Lineage: Eukaryota; Metazoa; Arthropoda; Insecta; Lepidoptera; Noctuidae. The record is from the annotation of a GenBank genome assembly.
AUGUUCAGCCGGGGUUGCGGGGUAAGCGCAAUGAGGUACCGCGACCUCGGCACAGAGCAGGAGAAGGAACAGGGGGAUAUUGUGGUCCUUCGUGCAAUUCGGGGCCGAGAGGCGCGGCUGCCGUGUGGCCAGGGGACAGUAUUUCUUGAUGGCCCUAGCUCAUACGUUUUAUGGUUGAAGGACGAUCGUGAUUUCCUUUACCGCUUCCCUAAUGAAGAGUACGAACAUAGCCUCAUGAACCCUGACCGUAUUGUGGAGACAUCUUGCAACCCUGGAUCCUGUCGCGACCAGACUGCUCUGCUGGUGAAGAAGGUUACAAAUCGUGAUGGCGGACUGUACAGGUGCCGGGUGCACUAUCAAACGUCACCCUCAGUUGACCAUCUGAUCGAACUUCGAGUCAUUGAUUCUCCAGGAAUACCGACGGUAUACAAUGACGAUGAAGAAGUGAAAGGUGUAACCGUGGGUCCACUCAGUGUUGGCUCGGACUUAACCCUAUCGUGUCGAGUACAAAGUAAAGAUCCUGAGAUCGAAGUAUAUUGGCGGCGCAACGGCGUGAUGAUGGAGAGAACCCACCUGACGAGGACUGAUGUGGUGCGCGCUGACAUACACCUGUACAACCUCACACGAUCGGAUGCAGACUCGCAUUACGAAUGCUUAGCCCAGAACUCCGAUGUCUCAGAGCCAUUGAUUAAAAGCAUCGUUAUAAAGAUGUAUUUGGCUCCGCUCAGUGUUCAAAUUCGCUUAGACGAGAACUACGGCUUCGAGGCAGGAAUUCCUCGUUUAGUCGAUUGCGUUGUAAUUGGAUGUGUCCCUGCGCCUUCCAUCAGUUGGCAUCUAGGCGACACAUUGUUAAGACCAACCUCACAUAAGGAGGUGAACGAAGGGAAUUACACGGUGUCGACACUAACCUUGUCACCUUCACUCCAAGAAUCGCACUACGAACUAACCUGCCGAGCUCACAACUCCCACAUGCCUUCGGAACUCUUCCAGGACAAAGUCGUCAUUAAUGUUGGAUAUCGGCCCACCUGUCAAACAGGACGCGUAGAGAGGGUAGGUGCAGUGCUACGUGAGGCUGAGACGGUCCAUUGCAUUGUGGACGCAUCCCCCGAGCCACUGCAGUUCACAUGGACUUUUGAGGACUCGAAAACUCUCUAUACAAGCGGAACGAGGAUAUCUUCGUAUCGAAACCGAUAUUCUUCGAGCCUGACCUGGCUUUCUCGUGAUGGCGACAUUGGUCUUCUGCAGUGCCGUGCUACCAACGCGUUUGGGGAACAGAAGAACCCUUGUGUAUUUAAUAUAACUGCUGGCGGCCCGCCCGAGUCACCUGAAUGUGAUGUCCAACGCACCGUACCCAACCACGUGGCCGUCCACUGCCGACUUGGAUGGGAUGGGGGGCGACCCCAAAAGUUGUAUUUCGAACUAUACGAUGAAUCUGGCAGACUGCUGCGGAACGUUUCGGAUGUUGUUGGAAAGUACCAUUUCAAGAACCUACCAGGCCAUCAGAAUUUUACUGCGAUCUAUUACGCGGCAAAUACGAGGGGUAGAAGCCAACAAAUGAAAAUAGGACUGAAAUCUUACAGUACUGCUAUAUCUGAGGAGAAGAUAGAACUAGAAAUGAGUAACGAUAUUGUUUACAAGUGGGUGCCUUACAUCGAGACACUGGCUGGAAUAGUGACGCUCAGCAUUACGGCGGCAGCCAUCACGUUAGGAGCUAAGCUGGUCUGUGCUAAACGGGAUCGUGAAGAUUCUAACCCUGAUUUAGUUCCUCGGGACGCAAACGGAUGUUUUCACCGAGAACCAGAUAUUACAAAGGAGGACAGGUGCUUCGAGUCAACGAACGUUACCGCAAAUCCAAUGGCGUCAUGUUCCAACAUGUCAAAUACUAUGCCAUUCUGCUCGCCUACAGUACCUACGUGUCGCGUUAUAAUAGGCUGCCCUCACGACGAUGACGACUGCGUUACUAGCCAGCAGUCCUACUUCGUUUAA